AAAUUUAUGCCGCAUCAUGAUGACCCCGCGCGACUAUUACCACUCUUAUUAGACACUCUACUACUUGACUUGUAGCCUUUCGGACUACAACGAGCGACGCGCCAACGUAGGCAUAUCCAGAAUUUGCUAUCUGCUACAAUACAUACGCGCGCCAAGGCUCAGGUGCCGUUGCUUCGAAGCCCUUGAUCUCUGGUCCCGGCUUGGCUGCAUCAGCUCAUCCCUUGCUCUCUAAUACAAUAUUUGCUGCAUGAACUGCAACCUGGCCGCGUAAGAACGUUGUGCGAACCAUCCUGUCGUACACAGUUGGCGAAGGCCUCCUCGCAGCUUGGCCCUUCAAGGCAUGACUAAGGCGGCGUUAAGCUACAAUGACCUUACGAUCAGUUUCAAGAAAUGCUCUGGAACUAUUCCUCCGCCUCUGGUCGGCGCCAGUGUCUCGGCACUAGGAAGCAAGAUCUUCGUGGUUGCUGGCCGCCUCGUGUCCAAUCGCCAGAUGACAAAUGAUAUUUAUGUUCUCGAUAAACCGAGUGGGCGAUGGGAGCGACUUCCUUCCGGUCCUCAACCGCCUCCAGCGCGGUACUUUCAUUCGGCCUGUGCAAAAGGUUCACGCAUCUAUAUCUUCGGCGGUAUGGGCGCAAAAUCUGGCGCAGAAGGGGCUCUCUGCGUCUUCAACGACCUUUCCUGGUACGAUGUUCGCGCUCAGCUGUGGAAGACUGUAGAGGCUUCGCCGGUUCAACCUCCAGCUCGAUACGCACAUCUUGCUGUCAUUACUGAUGAGCAGCUCAUUGUCAUCGGUGGUCAAAACUUGGACAACCACUACCUUCGCGAUCUUGCUCGGUUUGACCUCCGUCGACAAGAAUGGCUGCCCCCCACUCAAAUUGAUCCCGAGUUCGGCUCAUAUCGAUCGCUAGCUGUGGCAUUGGAUACUGUAGAUCAGGACAGGCCAAAGAUGAGACCUUCAUGUGAUACGUCUGAGUUGCAAGAUUCCGAGCGCGCAGGCCAGGUACUCUUGUUCUCCAAUUACAACUUUGCAGAUGUACAUCGAGACCUCUACAACAUCACAUCAGGCAACAGUGGAGUCCCUGAGAUUACAGACCUUUCUAAUCGCCUGUGUGGACAGACUUUGCCACCAGGCCUGCGCUUUCCUUCCGGUUACCGUUGUGGACAGCGUUAUCUCGUCGUAUCAGGUGUCUACAUGCUAGCGCACGAUCAAAGCCUUGAAUUAUGGUUACUGGAUCUCGACGACUUGAGCUGGAUACCGAUCGAUACAGGGACUGUCGGUUCCAAAGGUUCUUGGAACAAGGGUUGCUUCUGCGAUUACGACAACACCUUCAUGAUGCUGGGUAACAUGGAUCGAUCAUUGGCCGAGGACUACAACCACCGUCAAUCCAAUUUUGAGCACAUGGUCUCAUUUGAUUUGGAAGCGCAUGGUAUCUACUCACCUCAACGCAAUGACCUGCCGACUGCUGCCAUUGAGCUUGGCCUUUCGCAACUAGCCGAUGGACUGAAUGCCGAUCUGGAUAUUGUGACUCAAGAACGCACGAUCAUCUCUGUUUCCUGCAGAGUAUUGUCAGCCCGUUGGGGCCUCUUUCAAACACUGAUUCAACAAGCAGACGAGUCCAGUGAUCCUGACUCACCACACAGGCGCACUCGACCCGGCUCGUUGCCCAUGAGCACGUACACGAAACGGCACCCAUACGGCGAUCGGUCGCGAUGUUUGUACAUGCCAUACAAUCACGCGACUGUCUCGGCAUUCAUACGCUUCAUCUACAGUGAAACGUUACCGAGCUCUGUGGACACAUCGGCGCACAGUACUUGUUCUUUGCUUCUCAUGGCCGUCUCUGUUGCCGAUCACAAUUCGCCAACAGUCGAAAAUUUGAUUGCGCUGUGCAAGGCGCGAUUGCAUGGCAUGCUCGAUGUCCACAAUGCGUCGAUGAUUUACGAGACGUGUACUCUGACACGGCACACUGGACUGCAAAUUCGUGCACUGCGACUCAUGCUUGCAUCAAGGAACGAUAUCGGGCAACACAAUGAAAGUGCGUCCUUAGCAUAAUUCCGAGGCAUUGCA
Molecule: messenger RNA, 2065 nt
Organism: Protomyces lactucae-debilis
Lineage: Eukaryota; Fungi; Ascomycota; Taphrinomycetes; Taphrinales; Protomycetaceae
Exons: 1
Coding region: 341-2050 (569 amino acids)
Biological process (GO): cell redox homeostasis
Cellular component (GO): cytosol; mitochondrion
Molecular function (GO): protein binding
Source: RefSeq, a predicted model, not a curated record